This is a messenger RNA of Vigna angularis (adzuki bean), 1913 nucleotides long. Its product is annotated as putative zinc finger protein At1g68190. Gene Ontology annotation, molecular function: zinc ion binding. NCBI's taxonomy places the organism in Eukaryota, Viridiplantae, Streptophyta, Magnoliopsida, Fabales, Fabaceae. The coding region runs from base 510 to 1862 and encodes 450 amino acids. The transcript has 6 exons. The record is from RefSeq and is a predicted model, not a curated record.
AAACACUCUUUUCCCUGCUUUUUACUUUCUUUGCUUUUUUCCUCCCUGCUUUUCAUCACGAAAAUUAUAUUUAAUUUAAUUCGCCUUGUUUUUGUUUGUUUGUGGUGGUUUUCUCAUCUUCAUUCAUUUCUGCUAUAGUUUUUGCUACUCUUUUGGGAGGACAGAGUGGUGAACUAUGAUUACUUAGUGUCCUCUGAUCUGGGUGUUUUUAUGAUUCAACUAUCAUACCAUUACAAGUUCUUGAGUUUUAUUAGUCGUGUGGGUAAAUUCUGGAUUUUUGAAAUAAUUCUUUUGGAUUUCUAAUCUAUUUGGACCAACAGCUUGUAAACCUUCACAGGGCAACAACUGAUGUAAGGCGAGAUAUUGCCUUUUGCAUAAAAGGACUCUGCAACCCUACAUGGACCACCUGAGCUGAUAUCUGGAUCUUCUUUAUUUAAAUUGAUGUCUAUGCAGUAUGAGGUUUUGUAAUCUCAGAACCUUUUUCAUUAUUGGAAUUGAAGAUUAAGGAAAUGGACAAGGUUUGUGAGUUCUGCACGGCCCUGAGGCCACUUGUUUACUGUAAAGCUGAUUCGGCAUAUCUUUGUCUAUCCUGUGAUGCGAAGGUGCAUUUGGCAAAUGCUUUGUCCGGCCGGCACCUCCGGAACCUUGUGUGUAACUCAUGUGGACAUCAUGUUGCUCAUGUUGUAUGUUUGAACCACAAAAUGUUAAUCUGUCGAGACUGUGAUAAAAAAUUGCACAAUGUUUCUUUAUCACACCAGAAACGAGCUAUCAGGAGUUUCAUAGGUUGCCCUUCUGCUAAAGACUUUGCAGCACUCUGGGGGUUUGAAUUGAAUGAGAUCGAAAACUGUGCCAGUCAGGAUCAGUUUGAUUCAGUUUCUUGUGUUUCUGCGGAAUUGAAUGUAGCACAAGUCUCAGGAAAGCCUGAUAUUCAAAAUGGGGUCCCUUCACUGCUAGCUGGGGCCAAACUUGAUGAGGAAUCGACCGGUCAACAAGGUCAGAUAUUGCACAAUCAUCAAGAGCGUCAAACUAUUGUGCAGCAGAUUAUUGAUCUAAAAUGGCUCCAACAAAAUGAGGAGAUUGAUUAUUCUGCGAAGAUCAGUAGGCUAAAAGAAAAAAAAUCAUCACCUUCAUUAUAUCACACUCUUAAGAAAUUGGACGAAAAAUUCAAUGGUCAAGCAAAAAAUUCCCAGGAUUUGGCUACUGAUGUUCUGGAAAAAGACUGUCCUAUUGUGGAGCCGAGUACAGAAACUUUGCCUUCUACUUUUUCUCAACUUGAUAAUUUAUCUUCAUCUUCAAUUAUCGAUCUUCCCUUGCAUGGAGAAUUGUUCUGGACGUGCAGAAGUCCACUUCGAUGUAAUCAGCUGUGGUCCCAAAAUAUUCAAGACCUCGGUAUAUGUGAAGAACUUGUUCGUCUAGAUGAUUUUAACAUCCCUGAUGUUGACUUAACUUUCCAAAACUUCGAUGAAUUAUUUGGAGGAGAUCAGGAUCCAAUUAGAAUAUUGUUUGAUGAUCAAGAUGUCUCCUGCUCUUCUUUAGAGAAGGAUAAGUCAAUCGACAAGUCAGAUAUUGACAAUCUAAGUGCAAUGGAGGAUUCUUCGGCUUCUGCAUCCAUUAAUCUCUCCCAAUCUGAUCAUGAGAACAAGGAUAUGAACCCUCUCGGCCAGUACUGUCCAGAAAGCAUGGAUCCUACUCAUGCAACUCAACCAUUUGAUUCAGCUACACCCUUAUCUGUUUUGGGAAUCAGUCUGGAAAGCAGUUUCACACAUGAGGACGGUAUCCUUUCUCCCUACAGUGAAGGGAAGGCUUAUUCAGGCAUGAGAAGCAAUUUCGACUUCUAUCCAGGAAACCUGGAGCUAAUGUAAGAAAGAGAGUGAAAGGCAUUCCUAUGACAGAAAUCAUUUGACUUUUGCAUA